AUGACAGGUGUCAAGUCGUCAAGCGAACCGCAAUGGAACACUCAGUGCAUUAUCAACUCGCAUCGAGAUGACGGCAGCGUCGCUGUCGCUCCCACGUCCCUAAGUUUACUCUGCUUCGCUCGAAAUUUCACUUCAGACGCGAGCGGGUAAAUAACGAGGCAAUAUCAAAGCGGGCGGCCGUCAGUCGUCUUGAGCGCAGUGCGCCAGGACAGUCAUUUCAAAGUGACAGGGGGUGGAUGUGACAGGGGGGGACCGGGGUGGACCAGAUGGAUUGAUAUUGCACCCGGUAAGACGGAGCGAUCGCAUGCGACGGAAAAACACGACGCCCCAGAACGUAUUGCACUUGAAAGUUGCUUGAUAGAUUGA
Molecule: messenger RNA, 366 nt
Organism: Leptosia nina
Lineage: Eukaryota; Metazoa; Arthropoda; Insecta; Lepidoptera; Pieridae
Source: the annotation of a GenBank genome assembly